Messenger RNA from Penicillium argentinense, 2757 nucleotides. RefSeq lists its product as uncharacterized. Gene Ontology annotation, cellular component: membrane. Lineage: Eukaryota; Fungi; Ascomycota; Eurotiomycetes; Eurotiales; Aspergillaceae. The transcript is spliced from 12 exons. The coding region runs from base 1 to 2757 and encodes 918 amino acids. Gene Ontology annotation, biological process: transmembrane transport. Gene Ontology annotation, molecular function: transmembrane transporter activity. The record is from RefSeq and is a predicted model, not a curated record.
AUGUCUCGAACCGAGCGUGUCUCUUAUGAAGAUGUUGUUGAUGAGAAGCAGCGCUCGUCGAAUCAUGUUGAGGAUUACAGCAAUGUGACGACUAUCGAUAAUAUCCAGGUUCUCGGGCUGGCGCCUGAGGAUGCGGAGUUUUAUCGUGGUUUUACGGAGGAGCAGAGGAAGGCUGUAUUACGGAAGGUGGACUACCGACUGGUUCCCAUGUUGGCCGUGCUGUAUUUGAUUUCGCAUUUGGACAGAGCUAAUAUCGGCAAUGCGAAGAUUGCUGGCCUUACGACUGACCUUGGUCUGAGUGGGAUUCAGUACAAUAUCGCCCUCAGUCUUUUCUUCAUUCCUUAUGUUCUGCUUGAGGUGCCCAGUAACAUGCUGUUGAAAAGGUUUACCCGGCCAUCUGCCUACCUUGGCUCUCUUAUCGUCUCCUGGGGAAUUAUUAUGACCUUGACAGGGGUUAUUCAGAACUUUGCUGGGCUGCUGGUGGUCCGCGUCCUGCUAGGUGUCUUCGAAGCCGGAUUCUUCCCAGGCGCUGUCUAUCUCUGCUCCUUCUGGUACAUGCCCAAGAAUCUGGCUACCCGUCUGGCCGUCUUCUACUGUGCCAGUGCUCUUUCCGGUGCUUUCUCGGGUCUGCUGGCCGCUGGCAUUUCCAAAAUGAGUGGAGUUGGCGGCUAUGAAGGCUGGCGCUGGAUCUUCAUCCUCGAAGGCCUGGCUACUAUUGUCCUGGGAGUCGCCUGUUUCUUCCUCUUGAUUGACUCGCCGAAACUUUCGGGCAAGUGGCUGUCCCAAGACGAGAUUCGCUUCUUGGAAAUACAGCACUUUAUUAAGGACGGCGGCCAGUUCAAGGAUGAGAGAAAGAAGACAUCGUGGAAAGACAUUAGGGCAGUGUUGAGUAACUGGAGAAUGUAUCUCCUGGCAUACAUCUUACUCUGCCAGUCUGCCUGUUCAUACGGAACAAAAUUCACCCUCCCCACAAUCACAGAAGGAAUGGGCUUCAAAUCAACAAAUGCCCAACUAAUGACCGUUCCCCCAUACGUCGCAGGCGCAAUUUCCGCCAUCUUCUUCUCAAGAUUAUCCGACCGAUUCUACUGGCGCGCCCCAUUCGUCGUAGCUCCACUACUACUAGUCGUCAUCGGAUACGCCAUCAUCAUCGGAUUAAAGGGUAACCUUGAAGCGAACAUCGGACCCGGCUUCUUCGCCAUCAUCCUCACUUGCAUGGGAAUCUACCCCACACACCCAGCAACGACAUCCUGGACCAUGAAUAACCUCGCCCCCUCCAAUCGCCGCGCGAUCGGGGGUGCGUUCAACAUUUGCGUCGGCAACAUCGGAGGUAUCAUCGGCAGCUACAUGUACAUUAGCAAGGAGGACCCGACUUAUCCCACGGGUUUUGGCCUGUCCUUGGCAUUCGGCGGAUCUGCGCUUGUGGCGGCAUUGGUGCUGGAGGUUUCGUAUAUGUGGGCGAAUAAGAAGAAUGGGGCUAUUAGUGAGGUUGAGAUUCGGGAGAAGUACUCUGAUGAGCAGUUGUUAGAUAUGGAGAACGUGGACGUGGAAAGUCUCAAAGAAAAUGAGACCAGUCAUUUGGAAAUCUCUCCAAAGGCUACACAGCAGGACCCUACAUUCGAAGGUCUAUCUGCAGAAGACACAAGGCAGAUAGAGAAGCGUCUCGUGCGCAAGAUCGAUCUACACCUCAUCUCAUCGCUAUGUCUUCUCUUCAUUUUCAAUAUCCUCGAUCGAUCGAAUAUCGCCAAUGCCCGUCUUGGUGGUAUGCAAAGCGAUACCCAAUACCAGACUGCCGUCGCGAUCAUGUUCGUCGGAUACCUGCUCGGACAGGUCCCUAGUAAUAUUGUCCUCACUCGCGUUAAGCCUUCGAAGUACAUCCCAGUUGCGAAUUUUUAUCUGGGUCUGCUUGUCAGCUCAUGGUACAAGCCGCAGGAGAUCGCACCUCGAGCCGCUGUUCUUUACUACGGCAACACCAUUGCGAAUGGAUUUGGUGGAUUGAUUGCCGCUGGAAUCUUGGACACGUUACAGGGAUCUAAGCAAAACUAUCCAGAUGGCUCUUCAUCAUCGAAGGCGCCGGCACAAUGGUCGCAGGAGCACCGGCAGUAUGGCUCCUACCCGACUUCCCACGAUCGGGUCAACGCAACUCAAGCUGCGAACGACGAGGUCGAUGAGAAUGGAUCCAUCAAGGAAGCACUGGUCGAUGCAUUCACGGAUCCAAAAGCGUGGGCUCUGAUCAUGAUUCAAGUCUGCCAGCUCACGUCCCAGACUUGGACAUAUUUCUUCCCCUCCAUCGUCAAAACCCUCGGCUUUGGCAACACCGCAACCCUUCUUAUCACCGUCCCCGUCUACGUCUUUGGCUUCUUCACAUCCCUCGGCAAUUCCUUCAUCGCCCAAUACACCAACCAGCUCGCAACGUUGAUCAUGUGGCCUCUUCUCAUUGACAUCAUCGGUAAUGUCCUGGUCAUCACGACACACUACAGCCCCACGAUACGUAGUACAGUCCCUCGAACACGGACAAAGCGUGCCAUUGUGUACGCCUUGGUCAACUUGUUCGGCAACUCGUCUGAUAUUUACGGUUCCUACUUUUUCCCAAGUUCUGAUGCUCCGCAGUAUCGAAUGGGCGGUAUCAUUCUGUCUUCUUUUGCGGCGGGUGGUAUUGUCCUCGCUGCGGCUUUGGGUCUUUGGUUGAGGAGUAUUAAUGAGAAGACGGAGAGCGAAGAGGAGGCGGACGGUCAGUUUCGGUAUAAGUAUUUGUGGUAA